Molecule: messenger RNA, 582 nt
Organism: Bacidia gigantensis
Lineage: Eukaryota; Fungi; Ascomycota; Lecanoromycetes; Lecanorales; Ramalinaceae
Exons: 2
Coding region: 1-582 (193 amino acids)
Source: RefSeq, a predicted model, not a curated record
AUGCCACGUCCUGGAGGCGCACCUCAGACAAACCUAGUGCAGCUAGGUCAGGAAAACGACCAAGUCGCAGCCGAGUACCAGAAAGAUAAGGACGCCCAAACAAAAGCAUCCGCAGCAGCACAGGAAGCCUCCAAGGCUGCAGCAGCCGCAGCCGCCAGCUCCUCCGCCGCCGCCCACAAAGCCGGUCCCUUCCCCGGCAGCGCGAACUCCGGCGCCACCCCAAACGACGCAGCGAACCAAUCUCAAGAACAGCAAGCAUUGCAGGCCGUGGCCAAUGGUCUGCAAGCCGACAUCGACAAGCAUGGCGGCGGAGUCACCUACUCCGUUCAGAAGGAUGCGAAGGGAGAGUGGUAUAUUCUGCCCGCGGGACAUAAUGAGAGCGAUACAGAACACGCCAUUCUUGCAAAGAAGGUCGCCGACGCUCUUAAGCAGGCUGGUCUGUCGGCCAAUGGCAGGAAGGUUGGCAGUGGAGGUGGCGCCGCGCAGCCUGAUGAUGGUGAGAAUGCUGGUGGCACGGAAAAGCCUGCUGCGAAUGCCGCGGGGGAGGGUGCGGCGGGGGAUACGGAGUCUACGGAUCAUUGA